Molecule: messenger RNA, 3562 nt
Organism: Oncorhynchus masou masou (cherry salmon)
Lineage: Eukaryota; Metazoa; Chordata; Actinopteri; Salmoniformes; Salmonidae
Exons: 15
Coding region: 1827-2789 (320 amino acids)
Source: RefSeq, a predicted model, not a curated record
CUCGCCAGAAACCCAACCAUGCUGGCAGACAUUUGUUACCAUGCAACGAGCAGACGCUUGUGAAACGUAUUUGUUCCAAAAUUGGCUAAAUUGCCUGCUGAUGUAUACAUAGCUCGCGUGUGUGUGUAUGUUGCUAACCUAGCUAGCUAGCCAGCCAUCAAUAAAGUUCCCAAUGUUACAACAUGGCAGACGGCCGGAGCCCCGACACGGGAGAAGCUGCCUAUCGUUCCCGGGAUUCUGUCAAAAAAGAUUCGUAUUCAGAGAGUCACCUCCACAGCAGCCCUCUCCCAACACCUUCAGCAGCAGGUUUGGAAUCAACAGGAGAGGGGAGGCAUUGAGCUGGACACCCUCAACUCACAGGCUCAAUCAGUUGUUAACACUGUUUUGAAACAGAAAGGUGUUAGAUUCUUCUUAGUUGAGUAGAUGUUAUUUUAGUGGUGGCUAGAUAUGGACCACAACAUCUUGGUUUUGUUUUCAUCCGGAGAGUUAGUGGUAGGCUGGCAGGAGAAGCUGUUCAGUCAGUGUCCUUAUAACAAAUAAGAAUUUACUGUUUAGGAUAGUUUGAUGUUGCAUAGUAAUGUGUGUGUGUGUGUGUGUGUGUGUGUGUGUGUGUGUGUGUGUGUGUGUGUGUGUGUGCGCAAUAUGAAGUGGUCUUGUUCCAGAGUGAGUCAGUAUGCCAGACUCCGCUGGAGAGACAAUACCACACAGAGAUCAUGGCUCAGGAGCGGACCAGGGGCAGAUGGAACUGCAGGAUUUUCACCUACACCGAUUCUGACUGCGACACCAAUUGGGAAGGGGUGGUUUUCAACAGGAUCUCCAUUUCUGUAACGGUUCUGUAACCAAAGACGCUUCGAGACGGGAAGCAAGUAUAGGGGGAGGAUUUAUUAAUAAAUAGACAUGAAACUAAAGAAGAACAGUGUCUGGACAAGAGAAACGGAGUCCGGGUGAGUCCGAUGACGCGCUGGUCCACGUAAAAAUGGUGACAGGUGUGCGUAAUGAUGAGCAGCCUGGCGACCUCGAGCGCCAGAGAGAGGGAGCUGGAGCAGACGUGACAAUUUCAUUAUUCAAAACAAAGCAUUUACCUAAUUUCUGUCCAAAAGAAACGUUAGUGUUUUAAAGCUGUUUUUGAUAUACUCACUACAGCAUUCCCAGAGUAUGGUGAACACAGGUCAAGUCCAAUCCUAUCUUACUGGUACAUAGGAUGGCCAAUGUCAGAGGACAGUCGCCCAGUGUAGUUCCCUGAUACUCACCAAAGUGAAUUAUUAAUAAAGUGAAUGUAAUUGAAGCAGCAUUGAUGCGUCCUGCUGCUUUGAAGACAAACAGUGUACCGGUAUGUUCACAUUACACCAUACCCUUGUAUGCAGAAUGUGUUUGUGGUAUUCUGUUGGUCUGCAGUGGCAGCACCAUCCCCAAGUCCAGGCUGAUUACCUGGGAGCCGUCGGAGGACUUUGUGAAGACCAGCCACAUGGUCAACACACCUGUGCAGACCAUGCACAUCAUGGGGACCUGGGACCACCGGGCAAACUUGGCCAAAAGGAGAAGGAAUGCUUGUCUGCAUGAUAAGAGCAGAUGGAAAUGGAGUGGUUACCAUCAAACCAGACUUCAACAAAGGCAAGGAACCCUUCAGGUUGAGACGGGGGGGGGAGAAGAGGGAGGUGUGGCGUCAGACCAGAGGAGACGGAACAGCAACAGUGCAUAUAUAGACCGUUAUGUACGUCAUAAAGACUACCUCAACAGCUUGGUUGGCCAGGACUGAAAUGAAUUUACAAUGUUGAAUGAUGCAUUGCCCAACAAACUGCAUGUAAUGGAUCUAAUUUACUGAAAGAAUGAUGGAUCGUAAUGAUGAGAGAAUCAAAAGAGCUUUAAGACGCCGCCCUUAUGUGUUGAAACCAGUUCGGGUGAACACCCCUGAUUCCGUGUUGUGGCCAACCGGCAAGGUGCACAGAAGGCCAAAGCCUUCUAAUUCAGUGCAGACCCCUCAGAUCCACAAAAAGCCUCCAAUCAUUGUGAGCUAUGGGCAGGACCAGACAUCUGGGGAUGGAUGGAGCAUCAAUCCAGAGCCUCUUAGCCAGUCUGGAAGGGUGACUCAGCUGAUAGAGAGAAAAUAUCGUGACGUGAUCUCAUCCUCCAGUUCUGAUGACUUUUCCAUCUACUCCUUCACUGACUGUGAAUCUGAGUGUGAUGAUGAGGAUCAUGAAAGGAGGACACCAAAGCUGAAAGUUGAGAAUGGAAAGGUGACAAAGCUUGAUGUGAGGGAUAUGGACGAGGAUGAUGAUCUGUCUCUCCACUCCUUUGAUGAGUCAGACUUCCUGAGCCCAGGGGAGGUCUCAGGUCCUGUAUCUGUCAAGAAUGGCCUCUCUCCUCUUGUAACCUCAGCACACCGGACACUGGCUGAAGCCCUACAGGCCCUGUCCUCUGCUGUAGGCUCUCCCUACCCAGUAAAUGUUCCAAGGCCUCGGACUCCUCUCAACCCUGUCAUUAUCGCUCCGCCCCAAACAGAGAACUUCCCAUACCGCCACAGCCCUCGCCUGGCUCCCAUCGUCAAUCUGAGCGAGACUGGCAGGAAGCUGCUCCAGGAAAUGGCUGGAGUGGCCCCACAGGAAGGGAAGGUCAAUAAGAAAAAGAAGUGCAAGGCCAAAAAUGAAUUGAAGCAAGAGAAGGCCAGUAAGACGCAACAGAUGGGAAAUGUUGGAGAAAGUAAGGAGGAGGACAAGAAAGAGGAAAAGAAGAGUCUGAGGAAGAGGUUUCUUCAGUGGCUGCUGCCCAAACUGAGAUGUUCAAAGACAUAAUGGCCAACUAUUACUUCUACCACCCACACACACACACACACACACACACACACACACACACACACACAGAUUUUGAGUAUUGGUUAUUCCUACAACACACACAAACGUAAUUUCAUAGACAAGAACUAUGAUUACCAAAUACAUAUAUUGGUCUCAUUCUUAUAUUUUCAGACAUGCAGCGUUAUAAAUAAAAAAAAUAUUGAUCCCCAUACAGCCUAUGAUAAUGAGUUGGAUUUACAUGCUUAGGCUUGGAAAUAUAGCCAGGAGAAGCAGGGUCAACACCUCUACUCAUGUCAUAAGUGCCAUGACAUCUUUAGUAACCACAGAGAGAUAAGACCUCUGUCUCCACAGUCUCAUCCAAUGGACAGCACCAACCUUAGGGCAGUGUCACUGGUAUUGGGGUCUUAGGUUUCAGUUGGCCAAAGUGAAGAGUUGAGGGCCCCUUACUGGUCUCCUUGCAAUAUUUGGUCUCCCACACAGAGAUGGAAAUCUACACCUGUUUAAACCGUGGAGGUUUUGGCUUCAGAUGAAAGAGCAGAGAGAUGCAGAACGUAAAAGCUUCAAACACUGUGAUAUGCAAAUGUAGGACCAUUGUACACUGAAGUGAAGCAUGCAUCUGUUCUGAAGCAUGUCAAAAGAGUAGAAAUGAACUGGGACUGGAGGAAUACAUCACAUUUAAACUAAAUUAGCAUGUAUGUAUUUCAGCUACACUCAUCUGUACUUGAAUUGUGCUGUUUGAAACGUGCAUUUCCAAUAAAGCUUUUUAAAUUGCA